UAGUACACCACUAAUGGCUUGUACAGUUCUGAUGUAUUUACAGCACUAAUGUGUGGUUACAAGCGUAGCUCUCGGUCUGGCUGAUGGGGGCAGGAGAAAUGGAAAACGGUAAGGGUAUACCGAUCCAAUACUGAGUAUCUGUUUCGGGGUCGAUGCUGGAAUGCCUGAAAUCUUCAGAGUCUGUUCACAUCCUAUUUAUUUCAUGCUGUGAAUGCAAACCAUUUAUACAUUUUUUCCAAACAGACUCGAGCCGUAUCAGUUUCCUUCAGGAUAUGUCAAUACUCGAGGGUCUGAUAUUAGUAUUGUAUUAAAAAAUCUUUGCACCAUUCAAGAUGACCAGAUAUUGUUUCAUUCUCUUCUUUAUCCUUGACAUUAAUGCAUGGCUGUAUUUUUAAAAUCUUUUAAAACUACUGUUAUGUGGUGUAGUGAGUCUCUUCAGAUUGAUAGGCGGCACGUGUGGGGAAUCUGUCCUCGACAAAUGGUGACUUGUCUCAUCAGCUUUGUAAACAGUUCCUGACGUGUGUGUGUGUGUGUCUGAAGGAGUGGGUGAGGGAGCAAGAGAGAGGCAAAAAACAAGGUUUUCUUAAUAGGAAACCUUGCGUCCUUCUCACAUGAAACGUAUUAGGUCCAGAGAGAAAAGAGACACUGUAAUGAUGAAAAGAACAGUGUUUAUACAAAUUAGAUGAUCAGAUCAGGAAUCCUUAGAACCUUCGAGCCUGAUCCUUCAAAUGUUAUUUCAGGACCUGACUGCUCUCUCACACACACACAUGCAGGUAAACACGUACACAUACGGUUCACUGUGACAUUUCUGUCUCCUUAACGCAGUAGGCCUGUGUGGUCAAAGGUCACAUGACCACCGAAACUCAGCCCCCCAUACCAUUCCCAGCUCCUGUACCCCCGUAUUCAUUCCCAUGGCAACAGCCAAGCUUGGUCACCCCGGAUACGACAGCCGAUGCCUGGGGAAUGUGUGUGUGUGUGAGAGAGAGAGAAUGAUGAGCCAUUACUGUGAAAGCGUGGAUUGGAAACACCCAGGCCUAGUUUUCUCAAUUUCUCCGUUGUUGGCUCAGAAGUUAGUUCCUAUCUUGAAAUUGGUCGUCCCUCAUCUCUCCAGCCUCCAAAAUAGAUUCUCUCAGGAGUAAGGUUGAGCUGCUGAAGCUGCCGCUUGCUCUCUCAUCCAAAUCCAUCUCCGAGCGCAAAACCCAGCUGGCCGGAGCAACAGAGCGCAACAGGGGCGGAGCUGGGGUCCACAAACCCCGCCCACUGGCCCCAGACAUGGACAACGAGUCCCAGUACUCGGGCUAUUCCUACAAGUCGUCACAUUCCCGUAGCUCUCGCAAGCACAGGGAUCGGAGAGACAGACACCGCUCUAAGAGCAGAGACAGCAGAGGGGACAAAUCGGUGACGAUCCAGGCUCCAGGAGAGCCGCUGCUGGACACGGAGUCCACUCGUGGAGAUGACCGGGAUGAUAACUGGGGCGAGACCACUACAGUUGUGACUGGAACGUCCGAGCAUAGCGUGUCCAAUGAGGACCUGACGCGAGCGUCCAAAGAGCUGGAGGACUCGUCUCCUCUGCAGUGCAAACGUUUUGCGGGACCGAUCCUGAGCGGAGUGCUAGGUCUUUUCGCUCUGCUCACGCCUCUCGCCUUCCUGCUGCUGCCUCAGGCGCUCUGGCGGGACACGCUGGAGCCGUGCGGCACGCCGUGCGAAGGCCUGUACGUCUCGCUCGCCUUCAAGCUGCUGGUGCUGGCCAUCUCGACGUGGGCUCUGUUCCUGAGGGCUCCGCGCGUCACCCUGCCACGCUUCUUCGUCUUCCGCUGCCUGCUGCUGGCGCUCGUCUUCCUCUUCGUGGCCUCCUACUGGCUGUUCUACGGCGUGCGCGUGCUGGAGCCCCGGGAGCGGGAUUACCGCGGCAUCGUGGGAUAUGCGGUGUCUCUGGUGGACGCGCUGCUGUUCAUUCAGUACCUGGCGCUGGUGCUGCUCGAGGUGCGACACCUGCGACCCGCCUUCUGUCUCAAGGUGGUGCGCACUACAGACGGAGCCAGCCGCUUUUACAACAUCGGCCAUCUUAGCAUCCAGCGAGCUGCAGUGUGGGUGUUGGAUCAGUACUACAGUGACUUCCCCGUCUAUAAUCCAGCUCUCCUAAACCUGCCCAAGUCCAUCCUUUCAAAAAAGAUGUCCGGGUUCAAGGUGUAUUCCCUUGAAGAGAACAGCACCAAUAACUCAACCGGCCAAUCACGAGCGAUGAUCGCAGCAGCCGCACGCAGACGAGACAACUCCCAUAACGAGUAUUACUACGAGGAGGCCGAGAUGGAGCGCCGGAUCCGCAAGCGCAAGGCCAGGCUGGUGGUGGCCGUAGAGGAAGCGUUCACGCACAUCAGGCGACUCCAGGAGGACGAGGCGGCCGUGACCCCUAAGCACCCGCGCGAGGUGAUGGACCCCCGCGAAGCCGCUCAGGCCAUCUUUGCUCCGAUGGCACGCGCCAUGCAGAAGUACCUGCGAACCACACGCCAGCAGCCGUACCACAGCAUGGAGAGCAUCAUCUCACACCUGCAGUUCUGCAUCACACACAACAUGACGCCCAAAGCCUUCUUGGAGCGUUACCUGUCUGCCGGUCCCACCAUGCAGUACCAGAGGGAGAACGGCAGGGGGCGUCAGUGGACACUGGUCAGCGAAGAGCCCGUGACCUCUACGCUGAGGCAGGGCCUCGUGUUCUCGCUCCGGCGCCUCGACUUCUCCCUCGUUGUCACGGUGACUGCGCUCCCCUUCCUUGCACUGGGUGAAGAAUUCAUUGACCCCAAGAGCCACAAAUUUGUCAUGAGGCUGCAGUCUGAGACGUCUGUUUAGAAAGCGGUACAGAGAAGAGGAAGAAGGCUCGGUGAUCAAGAUGGAGAGAACCACUUCUUUUUAACUAUUUUUUUUUUUUUUAUAUCGCUGAGCCUGAGUCGUUUGUCUGAUUUACUAUUUUUUUAAAUAUAUAUGUAGAUGGUUUGGACUGAACAGUUCUUGCGCAUUUCAAACGUAGACGGUUGGCAUUCCCGUCUCGACGACCCCAUAAAGUUAGUGUCACUGUGCAGAGCUGAGGCCCUUUAGAAGGUGUUGUUAUUGUUGAGAUGUCACUUUACCCACAGUGAAAUUGUCGGUUAAUCUUGUGAAAUGCCAAGCUGACUACGCAAAAGGCAUGUGUCAAGAGCUAAUGCAAGUUUGAUCUUCCUUUCUCAAGAAUAAGUGUGUUAACACUGUCAGGUCAAACAAUUGAGGUAUGACGCGUACAUCAGAUUACGCGAGAGCCUUUUACACCGGAGUCUGAAUCAGCGUGGUUUGGUUUCUCAUUGCACAUAAUUAAACAGACCAAAAAGCACAACAUAUUUUGGAGUAUUCAGAACUAAAAAUAACUUCAUAAAAUUUGAUUCAUUGGCCAGAGGUGAGGCGAAUCACAACAAUCGGCUGAACACUGAACAUGGAGCCGGCGUUAAAUAAAUGAUUAGAUAAUUAUAGAAGUUAUUAAUUAAGAAAGGAAAAAAAAUAAGUUUUGCAUACAGAGUUCUCUUUUUGUUUGUUGGUCGAAAUAUCCAGAGCGCCUCAGGUUAUGAGAAAAUGGAUCCUUACGUUUGAUUCACUUCCCGUAGUCGAGUCGAUUCAGAGUCGAAUCGGACUAAGAGUUCACUUGGAGUUCAAGUGGACCAGACGGUUGAGAUUGGGGUUUUCUCACCUGCUUAAAGAACCGCAGCGAGGGGGAAAACGUACCAAGUGUUUAUUCAAAUGAACUAAACACAGCGUAUUAAAAUAAAAUAAAAAGUUGAGUCAUUUAUCAAGUCAGAAAUGAUUCAACUAGCAUUCAAGCAUGUUAUGGCUCCGGUUUCACUUCACAGGUCACCCAUGGCAACGUAUCUGAAGUGUAGUGAAGAUAGAGUGAAAAAUUAAAGCCGAAUACAAAACGUUUUAUCCAAUUGUUAAUUUUUUUUUGUUAAAUUUAAUAUUAAAAGAAACACUAUCAAGGCAUCAUUUUGGCCGAAAACGUGCAACUUUAAUUAAUUUGCAUCAGUUGACGGCUGCUUCAUAGACCUCAAUACCCCGUUAAUCGUAGCCUUGUUACACUACUGUAAUUAAAUCUCUCUCUACUGUGCUUUACAACAUCAUACUUCUCUACACGUUCAUCUUUACAUUCAACGUGUUUACUACAUGUUUACUUUUUUUUUUUUUUUUUUUUUUUUUUUUUUUUUUUUUUUAAAGCUGGAAACACUCCAUUAUUUCAUUAAUGUGUGUAAAUAGGAACCCAAAUCACAAGGGCUUAUAAAGUGUCUCCUCUCGUGAAUGUGGUCAGUAGUUCACCUCCGAAAUGCUAACGCUGCUACUCUGUGAGCAUUAUGCAAGUGAGAUCGUGCUAACAGGACUGCGUUAGCUUUCAUUCAUAAUGAUUGUUAAUGUUAUAGGGUGAACUAUUAGUUUUGUUGUAUACAUUUUUUUUUAUUCUUAAAAAUGAUCAAGGGGCCUUUUAAAUGUUUGUUUACAUUUUGAAAAAAAAAAGCUGGUUCAUGUACCUGGUAAUGAUUCCUUCAGAAUAAGGAAGGAAAUUGUUUUGUGUCAUUUUAGAGGUUGCGAUGUUCUAAUCAUCUGUGGCAUUUAUACGCCGUGGAAAUAAUGAUGCAAACUACAGCUCAUUUACACAUCAUUCCAGUAAGACCAGACCUACUUCCAUGUUCAUGUAGUGGUAUUAGUGUGGUAGUAUGUGAGAGGGAGUGCACCUUCUCUCACACACACACUGGUGGCGCACAAAGUAUGCCCAUCGCUUGCCUUAUAAUUCAGACAACUCCCUUUACAAGUCUCACACAGCGAGGCCCACAGCCUUCAGCACAUGUUACACUUUGUAUGUUUUUUGGCAGCUGUAAACGUUGUUUUUCCCCUUUUGUACAUAAAUCAAAUUUGUCAUUUUUUUUUUCAAAAAGAAAGGAACUCUUCAAUCUCAUGGAAGACUGAAAGUUUUAUUUCAUGUAGGUUGUUUUUAAACGAACCCGAGAUCUUUAGGCCUAAUGCAUGCACAUAGGUAAUGAAGUUUUGUAACAGUUGUACUCCUCACCUUGUUCUUUUAAAGUGAAGCUAAGCCUUUAACUUUUUUUUUUCCUCAAAAAAAGAAAAAUCUGAAAAAUACAGUGUGUUGUAAAGAGAUUUUGUAGAUUUGUUAUUGUGUGAAGCUUUUUUUUGUAUUAUUAUUUUGAUAAUUUUAGAACUAAAAAUGUUACAGGCUUUUUAAUAAAUGAUCUCAAUUUUGGUUUACAACUUUG
Messenger RNA from Ictalurus punctatus (channel catfish), 5279 nucleotides. RefSeq names its product VANGL planar cell polarity protein 2 (gene vangl2). Gene Ontology annotation, cellular component: plasma membrane. Gene Ontology annotation, biological process: establishment of planar polarity; multicellular organism development; Wnt signaling pathway, planar cell polarity pathway. NCBI's taxonomy places the organism in Eukaryota, Metazoa, Chordata, Actinopteri, Siluriformes, Ictaluridae. The record is from RefSeq and is a predicted model, not a curated record. Bases 1273 to 2844 code for a protein of 523 amino acids. The transcript has 8 exons.